GAGAUGACAAGACCAAUCUCCCGCGGAAUGCCAUACCUCGUUUCGUCCCGGGGACCACGGACGUGACCGAGUAUGGAAAGACGUUGGAGUUCCUGGCCUCGAUCUGGCCUGAGGAACACGUUCGCGCACUUGCUCCUCGAGUUGCUCUCCUUUGUGAAGGAACCGCGUUCAAGAAGAUAGCACGCCUGAGUCCUGACAAACUCAAGGCUUCGGAUACAUCAGGUGUAAAGCUGAUGUUGACAACCCUGGGUGGAGCCUGGGGACAAACUGUCCUGGAGGCAAAGUAUGAGCAGUUUGAGAAGGCAAUCUAUGGCACAAGCCAGCGCAAUGACGAGACAAAUGACAGCUACCUGGCUCGUCAGGAUGUGCAUUUUGAGGAGCUCCUCACCCAGAAGGUGACGUUGGAGAAGAUCCGUGCCUAUAUUCUUUGGAGACAGUUACAGCUUUCUUCGGAGGAUACUAAGAAGAUAGUGAUUGAGCACGGUGGCAAGCUUGACUAUGACAAUGUCUGCAAGUCCAUUAGAAUGUUGGGCUCGCGAUUCUUCGGAGAGUUUCUUCAAGGAAAACCAGGAUUGACUCGCAACCGCAUCUACGACGUCAACUUCGCUGAGGAUGAGAACACGACCAUCGAAGAGUCUUCUGGAGAGCGAGCCUUUGCAGCUCAGGCUUCCAGCUCUACGGACGAGGGGGAUCUUGAUCUUGAUCAGGAGUUUGUUGACGCCCUGGUCGCUGCUGAAGAUGCAGAUGCCCUCCAGGAGACUCCAGAGCUGCAGCAGGCCCUAGUGUCCUACCUAGAGGCCAGAAAUCGCCUUCGCGACAAACAGCGAAAUCGUGGCUUUUGGCCAACAGGAAACAGCAAAGGGAAAGGCGGCCGCAAGGGCUUUGGCAAGGGCAAAUCCAAGAGCCGCCGUGAUCGUGAGCAGCUCCUUCAUCGGAUUGCUCGCUCUACUUGUAGAGCUUGCGGUGAGAAAGGACAUUGGCGCGCAGAGUGUCCUAACAAAGGUGCCAAAGAUCGCGAGAAUCCAGCUGGGGUUGCUCAGGUGGAAAAUGAUCAGACCUCCGAGGUCUAUGAAGAUGUCCCUGAGGCAGCUUCUUUGGCAUCGUGGACGGAGGAGUGUGCCUUCUUUGGGAUAGGGUCACAGGGAGUUCAGGGUCAAGGGGUUCCGGUUUCUUCGGGUUUGUUUCGUAGACAUUUCCGGGUAGCUCAGGCCAACAUGGAACAAUUCAUGCGCCGUUUGAAGCAAGCUACACCUGCGGUGAACUUCCCUACCCCUGCCCUAAAGCCUGAACCCAUGUCAGACACAGCCCUUAACCCUAAGUAUGUUCAUCCCAAAGGGCCACCCCAAUCAACCUCACGUAGGACAUGA
Messenger RNA from Symbiodinium pilosum, 1367 nucleotides. NCBI's taxonomy places the organism in Eukaryota, Dinophyceae, Suessiales, Symbiodiniaceae. The record is from the annotation of a GenBank genome assembly.